AUGCGGCCUUUAAAGCUUUUGAAAACCCUCGCCAUCGCGGCUUCCAUCAUUCCAUCCGCGGUCGCCGCCCCUGCCGGAGGAACGUCUUUGAAUACCGCCAACACGGCGACGCCAGCUGAGGAUACUGAAGCCCGUCUUCACGCUGCGGCUCGCAAGAUGUUUCUUCGGAUCCUUAAUGACCCUAACCUCGAGAACGAGCAGUUCAAAUUCGACGCGAUAGACGAGAUUCCAAAUUAUCUCGUAGAUGUGCACCUGGAGAGCACAAAGCCAAAGCUGGAACGACCCUGGGAUGACAAUAAACUCCAAUCGCUGCGGGACCGUGAGGACAAAGGCGCAAACGGCGGUCGUCUUCAGGCUGCGGCCCGCACCAAGGGCCAUCAGAUCAUUCAUAGCCGCAGCCUCGAGGACUAUAAAAUCGAAUACAAGACCAUAGAUGAAAUUCCAGAAUAUCUCAAAAAUGUGGAAUUCAACAAGGCAACACCUGAGGCUCUGCGUCCCAUGUUCGACAGUUGGCUCCUGUGGGAGCAAAACAAAAAGCUCCUUGACGAGAUCCAACGUAAAGACAACUCGAUACAGGCAAUGGCCCUCACAAUCGAGAACCUGGAGGCUAGAUUUGCCCGAAAGCUCCGCAGUACGACGCUGAAACGCCUAAAGCUCAAAGCUACCGAGACGAUGAGAAAAUUCGAGAAUAUGUCAAAGCAGCAUGCCACCCUCAAGAUGCAGCUCGAAGACCUCAGCGGCACUCUCCAGGGACUCAGCAGUCAAUCUGAGGGUGGAUCCUCUCCGGAUAAUAGUCCACGCAGCUCGGCGGCUGGACCGUCCCACAUUUUAAUUCUCUACGUGCCUUGGAGACUCCUCGAGACUCUGCAUCACAUCAAGACUGCUGUCGUCGUACCGGGCGUUGUCAAAGUUCAAGAACUACCAAAAGGGAACCUGUCAACGCUGCCGCAACAUGGCGGAGGUCCAGUCCUCAUGGGUCGCAUUGAAGAGCAACCUGUCUUCGCCCCAGACGUGGAGAAUCCAACAGGAGAGAUUCACGGCACAGACUCGGCCACCCUUUCACUGCCCUCAGACUCUGAAAUUCCCUGCGAACCAAAAUUGGCGCCAUAG
Molecule: messenger RNA, 1110 nt
Organism: Pyricularia pennisetigena
Lineage: Eukaryota; Fungi; Ascomycota; Sordariomycetes; Magnaporthales; Pyriculariaceae
Exons: 5
Coding region: 1-1110 (369 amino acids)
Source: RefSeq, a predicted model, not a curated record